CGCGGCUCCUGAACCAGACUCACGGAGGAUUUUCCUGUGGGACUAAUCACAGAGGAUCUGUUAUUUGAUGUCCAUCUUCUGGAGAGUUUUCUAAAGAACUGAGGCACAUGAUUGCUGUUUGGAUCAGCUCAUCUUAAACUGGAGAUUUCCAAGUGUGGGUGUAAUAUGGGGAAACCUUUUAAUGGACUUGAUCCUGGAAUCAGACUUUUGGGCCUCUAUAGUGUUUAGACUGGGGAGCAGCAUGCAAACAAAGCGGUGAACCCCUGUGGCCUGUCAAGCCCCCCCCUCUACCCCCCUUCAGCCUAAAAGCACCACCGACACAGGAUUCUGCUGGAAUCUGUUCUCUAUGCCUGAGAGCUAGCGCCAUGGAUUUCCUGUUCUCCAACCGAAGUCACCGCAACAUGGCUUCCUCCACCUCCACCCCUCCUCUUGGCCUUCACAACAGCUGCAACAGGCACCGCUUCCAGUGUGCCAGGAAAAAGCUGCGUCCGGGACGGAUCCUCGGCUUCAUCAUCAGCCUGGUGGCGGUCUGCGUAGUCUGUACAUGGAGUGCCUUGUCUCUUGUGUCCACCAUGGUGGACAGGGAGUCUGCGGUGGAGGGCUCGGCAGAAGCAGCAGUGCCACAGAGAACUCUUUUGCAUCACCACAACGUCUCAGGUGCUGAGGAAAACCCAAAGGCGGCCAAGCAAAUUCACGAGAUCGAGAUGAACCACGGAGACUAUCCGACAGACUACUUCAGUGUGGAGGAGAGGCGUCAGGGCUACGUGCUCCUGCAUAUGUUCGGCAUGUUGUACAUGUUCAUAGCCUUAGCCAUCGUCUGUGAUGAGUUCUUUGUCCCUGCACUCACCGUCAUCACAGAGAAGCUGGAGAUCUCUGAUGACGUGGCAGGAGCCACCUUCAUGGCAGCAGGUGGCUCUGCCCCGGAGCUCUUCACCUCUGUCAUCGGAGUCUUCAUCUCCCACAGCAACGUGGGCAUCGGUACCAUUGUAGGCUCAGCUGUCUUCAACAUCCUGUUUGUGAUCGGGAUGUGCGCACUGUUCUCCAAAGAGGUGCUGAACCUCACCUGGUGGCCUCUGUUUAGAGACGUCUCCUUCUACAUCGUGGGCUUGCUCAUGCUCAUCUACUUCUUCCUGGAUAAUCAAAUCACGACUGCAGAAAGUCUUGGUCUGCUGAUGUGCUACACGUGCUACGUCACCUUCAUGAAGUUCAACGCUAAGGUGGAGUUACUCAUCAAAAGCAGGCUGGGAGGCAACCGAGUGGACGACCUGGAGAAGGCCCCAAAGAUGAACUCACCUGGAGACGAAAACAAACUAAUGGCCAAACCGAGGCUGCAGAGAGAAGGCAGCUGUGCCUCUCUACACAACUCCCUGAUGAGGAACAGCAUCUUUCAGCUCAUGAUUCACACACUGGACCCGCUGAGCGGUGAAGGGCAGUUUAAAGAGAAGGCAUCCAUCCUGCACAAAAUGGCGAAGAAGAAGUGUAAGGAAGAUGCUAUCACCGCCAACGGUGUUGCGGACAAAAAGAUCCCCAACAGUUCCAAUGUCGCUGUCGAAGUCACCCCUCCCAUGAAUGGCAUCAUCGAAGGGGACGAGAUGGGUAUGGAGGACGAGGAGGAGGAGGGCGAGGACCAGCCUCUUAGUCUGGCGUGGCCUGACACUACCAGGAAACAGAUCACCUACCUUGUCAUCCUCCCCAUCAUUCUUCCUCUAUGGAUCACUCUGCCGGACGUCAGGAGAGAGACCUCAGAACGGUUCUUCCCGAUCACUUUCCUUGGCUCCAUCAGCUGGAUCGCUUUCUUCUCCUACCUGAUGGUGUGGUGGGCUCACCAGGUUGGAGAAACCUUCUGGAUCACAGAGGAGAUCAUGGGCCUGACUAUCCUGGCAGCUGGAACCUCCAUCCCCGACUUGAUCACCAGUGUGAUUGUAGCACGAAAAGGCCUCGGUGACAUGGCAGUGUCCAGCUCUGUGGGCUCCAACAUCUUUGAUAUCACUGUGGGCUUGCCGUUCCCCUGGCUCCUCUACAACAUCAUCAAUGACUUCAAGUCGGUGGAGGUGAGCAGCAACGGCCUUUUCUGCGCCAUCGUGCUCCUCUUCCUCAUGCUGCUCUUCGUCAUCAUAUCCAUCGGAGCCUGCAAGUGGAGAAUGAGCAAGUUUCUGGGCUUUUCGAUGUUCCUGCUCUACUUUGUUUUCCUCAUCGUCAGCGUCAUGCUGGAGGACAAAAUAAUCAUCUGCCCUGUCUCCAUAUGAGGCAGAUUGUUUUUGAAGGUGGGGAAAUACUCCUCCAGCAUUUUUCACUGCCCUUCCAAAGACAGUCAGUCUUUGACUUGUCACUUUCUCAAGUAGCAGAUAAACUGAAAUCUACCAACCACAUAUAAUGGAAGCACACAUUCAGGUUGGAUGCAGAACUGCUGAUUUCAGUGGACCAUUGUGUUUCAAUUCUGGCCUUUUGCCACCACUUUUUUUCUUCUUUCUUCUUAAACCAUGUGACUCCACAGAGAAGGCCCGUUGAACAGACCCGUUGAGGACAAAGCAGAAGAGAUUGUGUGGUGUCACAGAAGCAUCUCAUCCAUGUAAGCAGUCCAUUUGUGUGGCAGGGACUUUUGUGUUUUUCUCAUGUGUCAUGGGACCUGACGCUUGUUGAUGAUAAACAUUUCGGUGUUAGAGAUUAGAUUUAUGGACUUGAACUGUGUCCAUAUCACUACUUGUAUGUGUGUCAUUCCAAGAUUUGGGUUGUAAAUGUGAACCCAUCACUGACCUUAUAUGGAGGCGGUCCCCUGAAAAGCUGCUCAGUUGGUUUCAGGUAGAAGACUGGUGUGCAUGAGACCCCGAUCAUCAUGAGCUACCUGAGUGAGGAACAGGCUUUUGGCUAGGGGGGCGUCUGGGCGUCUGCAAAACGUGAAAAAAUGGAUGCCCAAUUCACGGCCGUAUUUUAGCAGCCAGAUGUCGCCAUAAUCUGGCAGCCAAGCUACGGUCAAGAAUCGGGCGUCCAUUUCUUCAUGUUUUGCAGACGCCCAGGUGCCCCCUAGCUAAAUGCCUGGCGAGGAGCACCCCCCGAAUUGGGACAUGGACACUUCUAGGAUGGUAUUAUGAUGUUGUGUGCUUAUUAUAAAUAGUAGUUUGCACACAAUCAAUGCUAAUUUCCAUUUGAAUGCCCAAACUAUGUGGCUGACUUUGCAGAUCCAAGGUCAGGUCUUGAUGUAUGAAUGGAGGAUUCCACAAACAAAAUUGGUUCUCGGGAAAGAACGAAGCUAGACAAGCAUUUUGUGAACCAGAUCAUCUGUACUGUAUACCUGCAUAGUGUCUGCUCCCAUGUUUGACCAGGACUGCCCCAGUUCAGCAUUCAGUAUCGGAAGCAAAUGUGUUGUAAGGAUGUUCAAUUCUCAAAGGAACAAAGAGAUUAAAACCCCAACAUGUUUUGCUCCUGUUCAACUUGCAGUUUCAGCUGGUGAGAAAGUAGAGCCCCGCUGUAGUCUCCCAGCUCCUGAUAGCAUUAGUGCAGGCUUAUGUUUGCAUUUGGGAUCUUUAGAUCACGGUGAUAAAGAAGACAUGAAUGCUCAUAUGAAAGUGAAUUGAUGGUACAGUACUAUUACCCCCCCUUUCCCACUGAUGUACACAUCUUGCUCUCCCAUUCACUGAGGAGUCCAUUUCAAUGAUAUACGAGAUUUUUAUUUUUGUUUUUUUCUUUGUACAUUGUUGUUGUUCCAUCAGUGCUCGUAAUGUUUUAUCAUGAUGGAGAAAUGAUCAAUAAAGACACUGUAGAUUCCUCUA
Messenger RNA from Synchiropus splendidus (mandarinfish), 3767 nucleotides. Its product is annotated as sodium/potassium/calcium exchanger 2-like. Gene Ontology annotation, biological process: intracellular calcium ion homeostasis; long-term synaptic depression; calcium ion transmembrane transport. Lineage: Eukaryota; Metazoa; Chordata; Actinopteri; Syngnathiformes; Callionymidae. Gene Ontology annotation, cellular component: membrane. The coding region runs from base 366 to 2246 and encodes 626 amino acids. The transcript is spliced from 10 exons. Gene Ontology annotation, molecular function: calcium channel activity; calcium, potassium:sodium antiporter activity. The record is from RefSeq and is a predicted model, not a curated record.